Molecule: messenger RNA, 1558 nt
Organism: Micromonas pusilla CCMP1545
Lineage: Eukaryota; Viridiplantae; Chlorophyta; Mamiellophyceae; Mamiellales; Mamiellaceae
Exons: 2
Coding region: 27-1394 (455 amino acids)
Biological process (GO): endocytosis; intracellular protein transport
Cellular component (GO): clathrin adaptor complex; cytoplasmic vesicle
Source: RefSeq, a predicted model, not a curated record
CCGCGGCCGCGCCGACGCGCCACGACAUGCCCGUCCCCGUCUGCCUCAGCGCGCUGUACUUCAUGAACCUCCGCGGGGAGAUCAUCAUGGAGCGACAGUACCGCGACGACGUGACGCGCACCAUGGCGAAGGCGUUCCAGACGGAGAUAAUCAACGGCAAGGAUCGCGGCAACGUCCCCGUCGUGAACCUCGGCGCGUGCUCGUUCUUGUACCGCAGGGAGAACAACGUGUACCUCGUCGCGGUGACGCGCCAGAACGUCAACGCGAUGCUGUGCUUCACGUUCCUGAACGAGGUCGUCGCGCUGUUCAAGAGCUACUUCAACAAGGUAUCCGAAAAGUCUCUGAAGAACAACUUCGUCGUCAUCUACGAGCUCCUGGACGAGAUCUGCGACCACGGGUACCCGCAGAUCACGAGCGCGGAGGUGCUGAAGAGUUACAUCACGCAGAAGAGCGUGAGGAGUAAGGAGAAGGACGGCGACGCGUCGUACGCGGCGAUGGAGAAGGCGAAGGCGGUGUCGAUGCAAGUCACGGGCGCGGUGCAGUGGCGAGCGGAGGGUCUCAAGUACAAGAAGAACGAGGUCUACCUGGACGUGGUCGAGAACGUGUCGAUGACGAUGUCGCACACCGGGACGGUGCUGCGCGCGUCCGCGACCGGGGUGAUACAGAUGAAGUGUUUUUUGACCGGCAUGCCGGAGCUGAAGAUUGGGUUGAACGAUAAACUGGAAGACGUCGGCGGAGGGCAGGAACGCACAGCUGGCGGCGGUCACGGCCGCGCGCGCUCGAAAAAAGACAUCGAGCUCGCGGAUCUGCAGUUCCACCAGUGCGUGAACUUGUCCAAGUUCACGUCCGAGAAGACGAUAUCGUUCACGCCCCCGGACGGCGAGUUCGAGCUCAUGAAGUACCGCGUCACCGAGGGCGUGUCGUUGCCGUUCAAGGUGAUGCCGGCGGUGAAAGAACUCGGUCGCACCCGCGUGGAGUACGACGUGAAAAUUCGGAGCUGCUUCGCGGAGUCGCAGCAGGCCACGGUGCUUCGGAUGCGAAUACCGACCCCGAAGCACACGGCGAAGGCGACGUUCAAGCUCAGCGGCGGGAAGGCGAAGUACGUCGCGAAAAAUAACGAGCUCGUGUGGAAGCUGAAGAAGUUUCAAGGCCGGAGCGAGUACACGUUACACGCGGAGGUUGAGCUCGUGAGCACGUUGAACGAGAAGAAGGCGUGGGUGCAGCCGCCGAUCACGCUCGAUUUCUCCGUGCCGAUGUUCACCGCGAGCGGGCUGCGGAUACGGUUCUUGAAAGUGUGGGAGCGGAUGGGGUACCAGAGCACGAAGUGGGUGCGGUAUCUGUGCAACAGCGGGCGGGACACGAAGAACGGGUCGUACGAGAUUCGAUGCCAGUGAGGCGGGCGGGCGGCUCGCGCGUUGGAAGGGUGAUGGUAACGGUAGAUACGCGUGCGUUUUAUUCGCGUGCGUUUGUUUAGAAACAAACGGCGAGAGAAGAAGACGGGCGGCGGCGGGGCGGGUUUGAUUGGAUUUUUAUAUCGCGAACGAGCUCAAAGAAGAAA